This is a messenger RNA of Colletotrichum acutatum, 1715 nucleotides long. RefSeq names its product putative alcohol dehydrogenase. Lineage: Eukaryota; Fungi; Ascomycota; Sordariomycetes; Glomerellales; Glomerellaceae. The record is from RefSeq and is a predicted model, not a curated record. The transcript is spliced from 2 exons. The coding region runs from base 379 to 1449 and encodes 356 amino acids. Gene Ontology annotation, molecular function: oxidoreductase activity.
GCUAAUAUUUCAACGCGAGUCGUUUGGGUUGGCCCGAGUCGUCCGAGCCCCGGGACCGGCUUCACGGCCCCGAUUUUACGCCUUGGCACGGACAUACGGACCAAAGCGGACGAAAUCCGGACGAAAAAGCGGAUGAAAAUGGGACCAUGAUGCUGCAACUACGCAAAAGCUGGAUCUCUUCUGAGUUGGCCCCCACAGCUAGCAAAACCGUUAAAACUGCUCAGGGCGAAGAUGAGGGGCCAGUGAGGAACUCACUCGUUAUCACUACUUGUACAGCAAAGAUCUCGCAUCCAUACAUAUCUUCCGCCUAGAAAUUUAGGCACCACAGCUCGGAAGCCAUAGCUCCUCUCUCCACCAUUAUCAAAGCCCCAGCCCUCCAUGUCUCGCAGGUGGAUCUUGACUGGCCAAAGCGGCUUUGAGACAAGCCUCAAGUACGAGGAAGACGUACCGCAGGCCGAUAAGUUGGCAGCUCACGAGGUUCUGGUGGAGCUGCACAGUGCUAGCUUGAACUAUCGCGAGCUCGCAAUCGCAGAUGCGAAGGGUACGGCAGCCACCGCCGGCGCGAUUCGACAACAUGUCGUGCCUGGUUCUGAUGGUGCCGGCAUUGUCAAAGCGAUUGGCAGUUCCGUAACGGCUUUCAAGAUCGGUGACCACGUCGUCACUCACCUAGCUCCUAAGCAUGCCGAGCGUUGCGGUGAUGAUGAAUUGCCGAUCUACCAGGAUAUCGUGGAAGGUCUUGGCCAGACCAUCAAUGGAACUCUACAAUCAGAAGGCAUAUUCACAGAAAGCGGGCUUGUUCAUGUACCCAGAUCUCUCGGCUGGCCAGAAGCUGCAACUUUGACUUGCAGUGGCCUCACAGCAUGGAACGCACUCUUUGGCCUCAAAGGCAGAGAACCCCGUUCCGAUACAUGGGUGCUCGUCCAAGGAACAGGCGGUGUGAGCAUUGCCGCUCUUCAGCUGGCAGUAGCUGCUGGGGCUACUGUUGUCGCCACGACUUCGUCCGCAGAAAAGGAGGAGAAGCUGAAGGCACUCGGCGCGAGCCACACGAUCAGCUAUCGAGAAAACCCCAAAGACUGGGGUGUCAAGACGAGGAACUUCACACCGAAUCAGGCUGGCUUCGACAUUGUUGUCGAUGUUGCCGGCAACGACUCACUUUCUCAAUCGCUCACCGCAGUGAAUACAAACGGUGUGGUUGUCUCUGCAGGCUUGGUCGGAGGCAAAGCCGAGGUUGUGCCCAUGCUGGCUGCUCUCAUGCGUCCAUGCAUUGUCAGAGGUGUGAUCUUGGGAAGUCGGGCACAAUUCCGAGAUAUGGUUCGUUUCAUCGAGGAGAAGCACGUCAAGCCGGUCGUCGAUGACACUAUUUUUGAGCUCGCGGAGGCAAAGGCUGCUUAUGCGCGAUUGAAGGAGAAGAAGCAUUUCUCGAAGAUUGUUAUCAAAAUUGACCACUGAUGUGUGCACUGGCCGAGUUCAAGUAUAAAUAGGCGCAAACUGUUUCCAGUUCCUGAUAGACUCCUCAAAUAUUCGAGGAGCUUCCAUUGUCCUCGGAAUCCGAUUUCCCUAAAAUCCCACACGAACGCCGGCCAUUGCUGUAUGAGAGUUCUACACGGGUUGUUGCCGUUACGCUUAAAAUGUACCAGGCAAGAACUCAACUUAGAACAUGGAGGGAUAUCCCUUCCAUCUGUGAAGCUGUCAGAUGGAAUCGGUAAAAGAACGCG